Molecule: messenger RNA, 1160 nt
Organism: Gadus macrocephalus (Pacific cod)
Lineage: Eukaryota; Metazoa; Chordata; Actinopteri; Gadiformes; Gadidae
Gene: hes2.1
Product: hes family bHLH transcription factor 2, tandem duplicate 1
Exons: 3
Coding region: 70-687 (205 amino acids)
Biological process (GO): regulation of transcription by RNA polymerase II; anterior/posterior pattern specification; regulation of neurogenesis
Cellular component (GO): nucleus
Molecular function (GO): protein dimerization activity; DNA-binding transcription factor activity, RNA polymerase II-specific; RNA polymerase II cis-regulatory region sequence-specific DNA binding
Source: RefSeq, a predicted model, not a curated record
AAUCCUUCCUAGAGCAGAGCAGCUCUCUCUCUCUCUCCCCCGAACUAAACACAAACACUACCAAGCGACAUGACUUCCAGCAUCGCCCCAGAGGCCAGCCAACCUCUCCCUGCGCGGUCCACCGUGGCCCAGAGGAAACAAGCCAACGAACUGAGAAAGACGCUCAAACCGUUGCUCGAAAAGAAAAGGCGCGCCCGAAUCAACGACAGCCUCGGCAGUCUAAAGACCCUCAUCCUGCCGCUGGUUGGAAAGGACAACGCGCGCUACUCCAAACUGGAGAAAGCCGACAUCCUCGAGAUGACCGUUCGUUUCCUCAGAGAGCUCCCCUCCAGCCCUGUCAAAAAUUCCUCUGACAGCUACAAAGAAGGCUACAAAGCGUGCCUGGACCGCGUGUCCGCUCUGCUGCCCCAAACCAGCAUGGACCAAGGCGCGUGCCAGCGCGUCAACCAGUUCAUCCAGCAGUCCUCCUCUGCCCCCAUCACCCCGACCUGCAGGAACUGCUGCGCCCAGAGCUCCAUGGCUCUCCCCCAGAUCCAACAGAGACUCAUGAACCUCAAAUCCAGCUUGGGCCACCGCGCUGGGCUCCAGUCCCCGAACCACAACAACCACGCCAACAACGGCGUGGCUCCCAGCAGAGCCCCGCCGGCCCAACAGGCAGCCAGCCCCGACAUGUGGAGGCCCUGGUAGACUAGGAACACGUUUGUUGUUUGUAUAUAUUUAUUUGUAUAUUUAUUUAUCUCGACUAUGAAGUAUUAGGCUACUCAAGCCAUGUAUUAGCCGUGUGGUUAUUACGCAGAAGAAGGUGGAGAAGUUCGGCAUUUGGCUCGUCACGCGUUUACUUACAGAAGACAAAUGAGCACAGAUCUUGAUAUAAAACGGUAAAGUCUAUUGACUUUGUAAGAUGCAAUCAUCUUUGGGGUUUCAGAGAUAUGGGUUGUAGACAACACUUUUGUAAAACCCAAAGGGUUAAUUAAUAUGAGGUUUGCACUGUGGACUUAAGGUAACUGGUCUGUGCAAAAGAAUGGUCUGUAAACACUAUGUGUUAAACAUUAUUAUUUUUUAUUUAUUGACAAUUUGUAAAACCAAAAAUUGUGUCUGAGAGCGCGUUGUUUGUUUGUGUCAUUGACGGCUGUUCCUCAAUAAAAACAACUACAAACGUA